ACGGUCUUCUGCUACGUCUGCGAGGGAGUGAGGAUGCGGGCAGCCAUGGCGAUGUGGACGGUCCUGCUGCUGUUGGUUGUCAACACAGGUAGCGUAACUGCUGGCCAUGAGUAUGAGGGCUAUGACUACUGGGUAAACCACAAUUUGCUGUCCUACUGGGACGCAAUGAAUAGCUGCGGUGACCGUGGCCAUCUUGUGGACUUCAGUAAAGGGACAUCUGACGGUAGCUUUAACUGGGAUAUUCAGAGGCACCUCACUCGGAAUGUUAUUGGCAACUACUGGCAUCUCUUUUGGGCUGGACUCCAGGAGUACGAUGAUUGGACAUGGAGAUGGCAGGCCAGUGGCACUAUUGCUAGUGUCCCCUGGCAUGGGGGCGAACCAAACAAUAGAUAUCAAAAUUGCGGCCUGUGGAAGUGGAAUGUUGUGUACAGAGUCUGGGCCUUUGAUGACGAGUUUUGCACCCUAAUAUCUAAAUCCAUUUGUCAAGAAGACGUCGACGAAUGCCAUGGUAACAACGGAGGCUGUAAUCACAACUGUGUGAACACUGACGGGAGCUACCGCUGUGAAUGUUGGCGUGGAUACGAGCUGUCUGGGUCAAGGACCUGCGUUGAGAUCAACGAAUGUGAAAGUUAUCCGUGCCUCAAUGGUGGAACCUGUCGGGAUCUAAAUGACACUUACAGAUGUGACUGUGUCCAAGGAUGGACGGGACGCAACUGCCAAACAGAUGUGAAUGAGUGUGCCACUUAUGGCGGACAGGGUCCGUGUGAUCCUAACCAUGGCGUCUGCCGUAAUUUGCCAGGAAGCUACAGUUGCUGGUGCCAGGUUGGAUAUGAGCUUAAGAAUGAGCAGUACGAGUGCAAAGACGUUGAUGACUGCAAGAACGGAACAGGUCCCUGUGAUCACAUCUGUAGGGACAUGUUGGGGAGUUACCGCUGCUCCUGUAGAGACGGUUACGAACUGGGUUCUGAUGGCUUCUCAUGUGUGGAUGCCGAUGACUGCAGAUCCAACCCUUGUGAGAAUGGAGCAACCUGUCAUGAUGGAAACAGAACCUACUCUUGUGAAUGCCCAAGCGGAUACAAGGGAGUAGACUGUGAAUUUGCUCCUUGCAGUGAGGACUAUGAGCCACCUGAGCACGGGUCUGCCACGUGCGCUGAUGUUACGACAGGCGGAAGGUUCUGCACUGUGGCUUGCAACUCCCAACACGAGUUUGCCUGCAGACCUGCGGACGGUUACAGCUGUGACCUGGAGGGCCAGUGGCACGAGGUCGGACGAUCAGGCUGCGAAGGUAGACUGACUGAAGAUGCACCAUGGCCGGAUUGUUCUCAGACAUACCGUGGUGGCUUUUGGCCUAGACUAAAAAGCGAAGCGGAUUUCUACUACGACGGAGACUGCCAAAGCAACGUUACUGAGAUCAUAGAGAUGUUUGAACGUCUGUUUAACACUCUCGGUGGAGCAGCAACCUCAAGCGCAGGAACCUGUAACAUCGAGAACAUCAACGUCACCUGCGGUGAGUCUACGCGCUCAGCAGCAAACAAGAACCCCCGAUCUGGCCCUGGUUUCGUCGUGCAAUUUGACAUCGUCGCCGUCAGCAACUUGCCACCUGACCAGAUCACCGAGGCUGAUCAGACGGACCUCGUCUUUCUGCUUGGAGACAUCACUUACGAAAUUGAAGACAAGAUCUACGCCGGAGAAUUCAGCAUGACGAUUGGCGGUAGUAGAGCGGAAGGAUCAUCAUUUACGAUGACAGGACCGCCAACAUUCAAAGGUGACUGCCACGAUGGACAAAUGACCGUGAUUGAGAAUUUCUCCGCUUAUUGCCUUGACUGCCCAAGAGGAACCCACAAGCCUGCAAACGGAACCUCCUGUGUGAAGUGUGACUACCAGGAGUACCAGGACGAGGAGGGACAGUCUUCCUGUAAACCCUGUCCGGCUGGAACUAACGCUGUUUACAGGGGGGCUAAGAACAUCGCAGACUGUGCUGCAGAAUGUGUCGGUGAUGAAGCUCCAUGUGCGGACUGUCAUCUUGCUCGAGGGAGCUUCCAGUGCAAGUGUUCUGACGGCUGGGCAGGCUCCAGUGACGGCCUGGUCUGUGGACGUGAUGACGACUUGGACAACUUGUCUGACGUCCCUAUAACAUGUGAGAACGAGACCUGUAUCAUGGACAACUGCCCUGGAAUCCACAACCCUGACCAACUGGACAUGGACGGAGAUGGGAAAGGAGACGUCUGUGACGAGGACAUCGACGGUGAUGGAGUCUUGAAUGACAAGGACAACUGCCCAGCUGUUCCCAACCCUCACCAGAUCGACUCGGACGGUGAUGGAGUUGGCAGCAUGUGUGACAACUGUGUCUCCACACCCAACCCUGACCAGGCUAACACUGACGACACUGAAGGUGGGGAUGCCUGUGAGGCAGCACUGCAUGAAGAGAUCGCCAAGCUGUGUGAGAAUGAGCCAGAUGGGACCUACCUGCCCCAUCCCCGUGACUGCUCCGGCUACAUCCAGUGUCACCAGGCGGGACAUGACGCUGUGUUUACCUGUCCUGGGGGAACUAGCUGGAGCCAGGAGCUGCAAACCUGUGCCAUGGCGGAUAUUAUCAGUUGUGACUAGGAACGACGAACCCAACAAGACGGACGAACCCAAACGGACCCACGAGACAUGCAUUUAUCAGCAACUCUGCUCAUCUUUCAGAACUAGUACAACGUCGCAACGCUUCAAAGGCAACCAAAAGAAACUGCAAUGGCUUGCUUGCCCAUUUCUCCUUCAAAUGCUAAUAAAGAGCUUAACUUUAAAUCA
Molecule: messenger RNA, 2793 nt
Organism: Branchiostoma belcheri (Belcher's lancelet)
Lineage: Eukaryota; Metazoa; Chordata; Leptocardii; Amphioxiformes; Branchiostomatidae
Product: neurogenic locus notch homolog protein 1-like
Exons: 19
Coding region: 34-2607 (857 amino acids)
Biological process (GO): cell adhesion
Cellular component (GO): extracellular region
Molecular function (GO): chitin binding; calcium ion binding
Source: RefSeq, a predicted model, not a curated record